This is a messenger RNA of Stegastes partitus (bicolor damselfish), 1691 nucleotides long. RefSeq names its product monoacylglycerol O-acyltransferase 3a (gene mogat3a). The record is from RefSeq and is a predicted model, not a curated record. Bases 213 to 1220 code for a protein of 335 amino acids. Gene Ontology annotation, molecular function: diacylglycerol O-acyltransferase activity. The transcript is spliced from 9 exons. Gene Ontology annotation, biological process: triglyceride biosynthetic process. Lineage: Eukaryota; Metazoa; Chordata; Actinopteri; Pomacentridae. Gene Ontology annotation, cellular component: endoplasmic reticulum membrane.
GAGUAGGAGCGUGCUGAAAGUUUGAGUUCAACAGUUUCUGUGUAAUCAACGACGAGAGGCGCGUUAGCACAGACACACACACAGACACACACACACACACACACACACACAGACACACACAGACAGACGGACGGACAGCAGCUCCGACGUCCACACGGAGGCACCGGGACGACGCAGCGCUCCAAGCCGGGAAACGGAGCGCGACCGCCGGCAUGAAGGUCGAGUUCGCCCCGCUGAACAUCCCGCUGCGGAGGAGGCUGCAGACGGCCGCCGUGCUGCAGUGGAUCUUCUCCUUCCUGGCUCUGGCUCAGUGCUGUCUGGCUGGCUUUGUCCUGCUGGCUCUCUCUGAUUGGUGGUUGCUGGCUCUGCUGUAUGCUGGUUGGCUCUGGCUGGACUGGGACACGCCCACCAGUGGGGGUCGGAGGUCCAGUUGGGUCCGUAGCUGGACGGUGUGGGAGUACUUCAGGGACUACUUCCCCCUGACGCUGAUCAAAACUGUUGAUCUGGAUCCUAAGAAGAACUACAUCUUUGGAUUCCACCCACACGGUGUGCUGGUUGCCGGGGCGUUUGGUAACUUCUGUACAGAGGCAACAGGUUUCUCUCAGCUGUUUCCUGGACUGACUCCUCACCUGCUGAUGCUUCCGUUCUGGUUCAGAGUUCCACUCUUCAGGGACUACAUCAUGUGUGGAGGUCUGGUGUCCAGCUGUAAGUCCAGUCUGUCCUACCUGGUCAGUCGUCCUGGAGGAGGAAACGUCGCCGUCAUCGCAGUGGGCGGAGCUCCAGAAGCUCUGGACGCUCGGCCAGGAGCUUUAACGCUGCAGGUGCGAAACAGGAAGGGCUUCAUCAAACUGGCCCUCAAACACGGGGCUCAGCUGGUUCCAGUCUUUUCUUUUGGAGAGAACGAGCUGUUUGACCAGAUGGAGAACCCAACCGGAUCCCCGCUGAGGACGCUGCAGAACCGACUGCAGAGCAUCAUGGGAGUUGCCAUGCCGCUGUUUCACGCCAGAGGAGUUUUCCAGUACAGUUUUGGAGUGAUCCCCUACAGGAAGCCCAUCCACACCGUCGUGGGGAAGCCGAUCCCGGUCACCCAGACUCCGAGUCCCAGCAGAGACGACAUCGAGAGUCUCCAUAAAGUUUACCUGCAGAGUCUGACCGAGCUGUUCGAGCAGCACAAACACACCUACGGCCUCGAUGAGCAUCAGCACCUCACCUUCAUAUGACACCUGACGCCACGGCCCCACCUGCAGUCACAUGAGCGCCUGAUGGCUCCAGACAAUGGCUUUGUCGCUCAUUGAUUUAAAUGAGGAAUGCUAACUACUUUUUCAUGCCAAAGAUGAGUUUUUAUUGUGUUUCUGUGUAAAGAAAGUGACCUCAGAUGAUGAUACAACAGAUGAUUGACAGGUGAGUCAUUCAUAGGUGUCGUGUGACAUCACAGGGGAUGGUGCAGUGUGAUUGGUUGAUGUGGACAUAUGAAUGCUGCUGCUAGCGGCUGUUAGCGGCUGUUAGCCACCUGGACUGUGACUCUGGUCUCAACUGAAGAUGGAAGAACGUGGAUGGAGCAGUUUGCUGAGUUGAGCUGAUGGAGGACGGGGCUCAGGGUUCCUCUCAGUCAGCUGAAGCUUCUGCAUCAGGUCAGAUGAAGUCGUCUGGGUUCAGCUGACAUGUUUACUUGAAAUAAAACUUUACUCACA